Molecule: messenger RNA, 4011 nt
Organism: Eucalyptus grandis
Lineage: Eukaryota; Viridiplantae; Streptophyta; Magnoliopsida; Myrtales; Myrtaceae
Product: disease resistance protein RUN1-like
Exons: 4
Coding region: 1574-3703 (709 amino acids)
Biological process (GO): defense response; signal transduction
Molecular function (GO): ADP binding
Source: RefSeq, a predicted model, not a curated record
GCCAAAGUGCGUCGUUCGCCCACGGGCUUUUCGUAUAAAUACACGCCAAGAGCCACUCUUCCCUCGAACCACACAAGAGGAGUAACUUUGUGGUUCUCCUUCCUCUCCUGUUUCGUCUGCUCUUCUUCUUCCUCGUUCACAAUGUCGUCUAACCGAAGGGGAGCAGAGACGCGAAUCGCCAAGAUUUCCGCGCACGUCGUGCCAACGCCGGGCUACAAGUACGAUGUGUUCUUGAGCUUCCGAGGGCCCGACACUCGCCGCACAGUUGCGGAUGUCCUAUACGAAAGCUUAGUCGACGCCGGAUGUAGUGUCUUCAGAGAAAACGAAGAGCUUCCCGUAGGCGAGAUUAUUGGACCGGAGCUUGAGCGCGCGAUCGACGACUCAAGGAUCCACGUGCCGAUCUUCUCUGAAGGCUACGCAUCCAGCGCAUGGUGCCUCCAGGAGCUCACGCGCAUGGUGAAGUGCCGGAGAGAAUCCGCGGGACACGAAAUUGUGCCCGUAUUCUACGGCGUGAGUCCUUCGGACGUCAGGCAAAGGAGGGGUUCGUACGGCGAACGCCUGCUUUGGCACGAGGGGCAUCACGGCGAGGACAGGGUGCAAGAGUGGAGGGAGGCUCUAAGGGAGGUCGCAGAUCUCAAAGGAUGGGACGCACGAAAUGCAGGGCUGGGUAAGCUUGCUAACGAUCUUGUUCGAGAGCUUUCUAUUAAGCUGAAGAAGAGACAGAAGGUUCUUCCUGAUUAUUUAGUUGGAAUUGAUGAUCGAGUCAGAGACAUGAUGCAGUUGUUGGACUGUGGCUCCUUGGACGUACGAUUUCUUGUUGUGCACGGGAUGGGAGGAAUCGGCAAGACAACUCUUGCCAAGGCGGUUUUCAACAGGAUGGCUCCUCUGUUUGAUGGUUGCAGCUUCCUUUCAGACAUCCGAGAAACUUCACUAAGACAUGGCAUUGUAAGGUUACAGAACCAGCUGUUAUCUGAUAUCCUGAAGAGGUCCCCAGUUGUCCAUAACGUUGACGACGGAGUCAACAUGAUACAAGAAAGAUUUCGCAACAAGCGUGUCCUUAUUGUUCUUGAUGACGUCAAUGAGAGAAAGCAGAUCAUGGAAUUGAUGGGGAACCGUGCCUGUCUCGGCCCAGGAAGCAGAAUUAUUGUCACAACUAGGAAUGUGGGUCUUCUGCCAACGGUAGAAAUGGGACAACAGGAUAAUGUCCCAUUUCCUCUUAAAGAAUAUUAUGCCUAUGAGAUGACGGAGAUGAAUCCCUACCAUGCUUUUCAACUUUUCAGCAAACAUGCUUUUGGAGAAACCCUACCUCCAGAUGAUCUGGAGACUCUUUCCGGUGAAAUAGUGGCCUCUACCGGAGGAAUUCCUUUUAUCUCUUGAAACUUUAGGUUCUCUCCUCCGUGGCAAAAGCCACGAGAUUUGGGUCGAAACAUUGAAGCGGAUAACAAAAGGACCUGAUUGGGGAGUCCGAGACAAUAUAAGGAUAAGUUAUGAGGCAUUAAACUUUGAGGAGAAGCAAAUUUUGUUAGACAUUGCAUGCUUUUUCUCGGAUGUAGAUGACGUAACCGCAAAACAUAUGUGGGAAGCUUGUGAUUUUUAUCCUAAAAGCGGAAUUAAUAUUCUUUCGCUUAUGUCUCUAAUAAAGAUAAAAGAGGACAAUAUAUUAUGGAUGCAUGACCAGCUCAAAGAUUUUGGGAGGGAAAUUGUUCGACAGGAGGAUAUUGCAAAUCCAAGAAAUCGGAGUAGGGCGUGCGAUCACAAGGAUGCCUUAAGUAUACUUCACGAACAGGGUGAUUGCCAGCGAAAGAGCAAUGUCGAAUUACUCACGUUACAAUUCCCUGAGGUUCAGACACUUACAAAUCAAGCAUUUGCUGAUCUGCCAAAGCUAAGGGCGCUUCAUGUUGGAGGGGUAAACUUCACUGGAGAUUAUAAAAAUGUUUUCAGAAAUUUGAGAUGGCUAUCCUGGGAUCAUUGUCCUGCAGACUUUGAUGCUUCCAAUUUGUCUCCAAGCAAUCUAGUCGUUCUCAAGCUUACUAACGGUGAACUUAGAGAUGAUUGGCCCGGAUGGCGCCAAAUCACGAAAUCAUCUAAGUUGGAAGUUCUGGAACUUGGAGAAUGCAGUCGUAUAACUAGAUUGCCCGACCUCUCUGCUGUAUCAACAUUGAAAAGAUUGAUCAUACGAAAUUGUCAAAGCUUGGUUGAAAUUGAUGAAUCGAUUGGGAAGCUAGUGCACCUGAAUUACUUGGAAAUUGAUGCUUGCAAAUCUCUGAGAAAGUUGCCCAAAGAAGCUGGUUGUCUAAAGGCUUUGAAAGAGCUGACUGUGAGAGGGACGAUACUUGGUCCUGUUGGUCCGUUUCUUCCCCACUCGAUUGAUAAUCUACAGUCUUUGAAAAGGCUAGUGAUGGAAAGUGUUGGAAUUAGCAAACUUCCGCAAUCAAUCGGAGGGCUAAAGGAUCUUGAAAGCUUGUGUUUGUCCAGAUGUUAUGAGCUAAGAGAGCUUCCAGACUCAAUUGGGGGAUUGGAAUCACUUCUUGAGUUGGAUCUGUCUUAUACAAAAGUAACAGAAUUACCUGAUUCGAUUGGAGACCUGAGGAAGUUGAAAGUGAUAAGGGUAGAUCACAGUGAGAUAACGAAGAUCCCAAUGACCAUAGGCACGGUGGAGAAGCUUGAAGAAUUUCAUGCCAAAAAAUGCUUGAAUUUGGAGGGAGAUAUUCCUAGAGGAAUUGGGCGUCUAUCCUUUCUGAAAAUCCUCAACUUUUCUCACACUCGCAUUAGAUCUGUGCCAACAACAAUCAACCGGCUUUCUCAUCUCCAGGAACUUCAUUUGGAAGGUUGCCAUGAGCUUGAGCGAAUCCCAGAGCUUCCCACCAGUUUGAUUAACCUGUAUGUUGAGUCUCGUAAACUAAAGACAGUCCCAAACCUCUCCAACCUGACUAAUUUAGUCGUUUUAAUUGUAUCCGACUACUCUGAGGAAUCUCUUUCCAAGCCAUGGGAUGCCUAUUCUAUCCAAACUCCAAACCUAGAGUGGGUUGGGAUGUUGUCAAGACUGGAGAAACUGAAACUGGUUCAUAAAAGCAUCAUUGCACCACCGAGUGAGUUAGCUUCACUUCCAGGCCUGGAGCGACUAGUUCUGUCUUGUUUGGACCUGCAAUCACUCACUCAGCCACUUCCUCCCACGCUGUCCACGAUGAAGCUUAUAAACUUCAAUUCAUCGGCAGAAUUAUCGACCUGUUCUGACUUAAAAAAUUUGUCGAGUUUGGAGCUAUGCAAAUCGUGGCUGACAAAUAUUCCACUCAAUCAGUUUGGACAACUGGAGAAUCUGAUGAAACUAACUGUGUCGAACUGCGAAUUGCUGGUGCGAUUAUCCUGUCUGUCAGGCUUGAAGAAGCUCAGAGCAUUGUGCUUGUUGAAUUGCCUGAGGCUAGUUGAGAUCCAAGGUCUCAUCGAACUGGAAGCGCUGCAAAGUUUAAUGAUUGAACAAUGCAAUUCCCUAGUAAGGUUGCCUCCUCUCUUGAAGUUGAAGAAGUUGAGGAAGAUGGAAUUUAGAUUCUGCAAAUCAUUAGUGAGUUUUCCUUUUCUAUCUUCGGCGGCAUAUGAUCAUUGUCACCUAGUCGUUGAUGGGUGCAAUAGGCUGGCCAACCACAACGGCCCUUGCCCACUUCACAAAUACAAGAGGCAAUGUCAAGAUCCCCAUUCGCGCCUAUGAGUGAGAGGAUAGAGACAACUCGCCUUGCCCUGUUUGCAUAUAGUUUUCCCAAGAAUGAGAUCGCUUUGUCAGAGAGGAUUUGCUUGUAAUUUCUCUUUCCUUUUUUCUCUCAGGUUGUGCUCUUCUUGAGGAUUUGCUUGUAAUUUCUCUUCUUUGAGGAUCUGCUUGUACUUUUUCUUCUUUUGGUUAUUUCCCAGGUUGUGCUCUUCUUUCUUACUGGACUUUCCAGGUUAGCAUGCUCUGGAUUAACGGGGGAAGCGCACGUGUGUAGAGACAUUGCAGUUGCAUAAGCAGUCUAGUAAUCUCUC